This is a messenger RNA of Trematosphaeria pertusa, 3177 nucleotides long. RefSeq lists its product as uncharacterized. Gene Ontology annotation, molecular function: protein-folding chaperone binding. The transcript is spliced from 4 exons. Lineage: Eukaryota; Fungi; Ascomycota; Dothideomycetes; Pleosporales; Trematosphaeriaceae. Bases 1 to 3177 code for a protein of 1058 amino acids. The record is from RefSeq and is a predicted model, not a curated record.
AUGGCGCGGCGAUCCGCCAGACUCCAGAAGCGCUCGCCCACUCCCUCCGAGAGGUCCACCUCUAGCUGGGAGACGGCGCAAUCGAGGUCCUCACCCCAGCAGAGACGCCUGCCGUCCGUUGAGGAAGGCAAUGAGUCGCAAGCAACGACUCAGCGACAGCUUGCCGCGCACCCAGCGCCCACCGAAAUGAAGACGUCCCAGCGCCCGCAGCCGCCGACGGCUUCCACAGCACGCACGCCAAAGAACCGCACACCUAUCAAGCCGACUGGAGAAGAGAUGCAUCCGGCGCACCACCACGCAAGUACGGCGAAAAUGCUGGAGGAGGCGCGCUGGCUUGGAUUCCAAGCUCUGGGUGCGCACACGGCGCCGCCAAAAGCGUCCGGUGCGGUCGUCGUUCACGCGACUCCUUCAAAGACUCCAGUCCCGGCUGCAGCGAGCGAGAUGGAUAACAUCGCUUCCUCGCCGGACUUCCGGUUUCUUUUCCGGUUCAAGUCACCGCUCUCGGGUCUCAGUCCGACAUCAAGCAGCAUUCUGAAAGAUCGCAAGGAAGACGCUCUCGCCGAUGGUCGCGCUCUCUUCAAGGCGGAUGAGUUCACUGCUCCAGCAGACGUGUCCCCCCAGCGCAAGACGGCUGUACCGAAGGGUAAGAUGUCGCGCUUCAGCGAUGUGCAUAUGAAAGAAUUCAAGAAGAUGGACUCAAUCGCAAACCAUGCGUCGUCGUUCCGUGCCGACCCAACCCGUUUCAAGCCCGCCAAUGUCACACUAAAGAAAUCUCCGUCGAAGGUUGAUUUGCUCAAGCCUGAGGUGAGCCAGAAAGGUCUCAACAAGUUGAAGCGUACGCAGUCAAAGAUGGACUUGGCAGAGUCAACGACCCGGAUUCCGCCGACACCGUUAAAGCGUACCCAGCCGAAGACAGAUGUCACAGCAUCUAGUCUCCCCCGCGCCCAGUCCACUGUGAGGUUGGUGCCCCCGUCGCGAGACGGACGACCGCCGACACAGAAUGGCCCUGCUGCGAAGCGAGUCAAGCGCACUGAGACGGAUGAUGCUGCCUCUACCCGGCCAGUCUCUCGAGAUGGCAAGCCUGAGGCUGGCACGCCUGCAGUCGCCAAACCUGCUACUCCAGCCCGAAAGAUUACCUCUCAGACGGCGCUGCCGCGCCUCGCCUCCAGACUCAUGACGCCCACAAAGUCUUCGCUUGCGCGAUCGCAGAGCGUGAAGGCCGUCAAGUCCUCGUCAAUGAUUCCAUCUCUGUUGCGCUCUACUUCCACGCGUAAUCUCUUCUCCCCCACCAACCUCGCCCAGACCGUGAAGGAUGGCGUUCGAGAGAGCAUUCGCAAGACGAGCAACUCGGUGCAGCGCGUUCGGUCCAUCCUCCGUACGCCCAGCCGCAAAUUUUCCGACGACCUAGAAAAGAUUGCCGCCGGCACUCAUAUGUCUCCUCCUCCUGGACUAAACCUCCAGAAGGCUCUUCCCGAAGUGCCGCGCACUGCUCCAGUCAAGAAGCACGUCAACUUCACAACCAGCACCUUGGAGCGGGCGGCUGAAGAUGAGCUUGGCAAGUCUCCGUCGCCAAUGAAAAUCCGAGCCGGGUCGGAGGUUCCACCUGGCGCUGUCAUCUAUCCGAAGCUCCAGUCUGGUGUCGACUAUCCCAACCUUCCAACGGGCGAUGAGUCACCUGCUGCGUCUCCGUCUCGACGCCUCACUUUUGGCGGUGCCACGGCUAACACUCCCGGCGAGUUCUCCUUCAAGUCUGAUAAGCCUAUCAGCUUCGGCCCUGCGUCUACGGGCACUAUCCGCAUGGUUCGAAAGAGCGACGCCUCUUCUCUCGUCGACCCCAAGAAGCGCAAACUUGAUACUCUCGAGGAGACCUCGGAUAAGGAGAAUACCGAGCCUGUGCAUUACGAGGGACGUGCGGAAAAGAAGAUGAAGCCCACCCCAGCUGAGCCUCCGAAGACACCGUCGAAGCUACCGCGUCGCACCCCCAAGCGUGGAGGCUCGAUGAGCAAAAUAUUGAAUUUUCUGCAGCAAAGCAGCGCCACAGAUAUCACCGACUUCCUCACGAACCCCCGCUUCGACGACCCCGCGUACCUCACUACCCUCGCCGUACUAUUAGCCGCCGUCUUCGUCACCAUGUCCUGGUUUUCUCGCGCCGGCGGUAAUUGGGGCGGGCGCUUCUCGCCCUUUGGGCGCCCAGGUAGUUCGCCAAACGCUGGCGAAGUUUCUGACUCCGACUUCUCCUACAUCACCUCCGAAGACCUCGCGAAGGCCACAGAUAAGGGCCGCAAUAAAGCUUCCUCGCGGCCAGAGAUAGUUGACUGGGAUGACAAGAACCCUGAUCGGGACACGGAUGUUCUAGUCUUCAAGAACGGCAGGACGCAUUAUCCCACGCACUUCCCUGCGCAGAGCAUACGGGAUGGAGAUUUGAGGAUUAGUACAGUGAGGCAGGCAGCGGCGAAGAAGAUUGGCGUCGAUGACCCUCGGCGGAUACGCAUGUUCUUCAAGGGCAAGAACCUUAAGCACGACGAGCGGACCGCGCGGGAGGAGGGCCUGCGCGGUGAUGGCACCGGCAGCGAGAUCCUGUGCGCAGUCGGCGAGGCCCCGGUAGGCAACAUGGCGCCAGGAGCCGAAGAUGCUCAGCACACCUGGAGCGAAGGCGAAGACGAAGAAGACGACACUGAGAGCGGACUCGAUUCAGCUACGAAUGCUGCGACAAAGAAGAAGCCUAGGAAACGCGGCGGCAAGAAGAAUAAGAAGAAGAGCGCGGCCGCAAACGCAUCUGGUGCAAGCACGCCGGGUUACUCGAGCGCCGCUCCGGCCGGCGCUGAGUACUUACCCAUCCCGUCCCACCUCCCCGGUCCUCGGCCUACCUCCGCUCCACCGGCCAAUAUCCCACGAGCAGCGACGCCGCAGACGCCGAUCGGCAAGCUCGAAGCGAUAGCAUCCAAGUUCCACACCGACUUCGUCCCGCUAUGCAUCACCUUCAUGCAGCAUCCACCCGAAGAGAAGUCGAAGAAAGAGCUCGAAUACAAGAAACUGUCGGAGACAAUACUCACGCAGAUACUGAUGAAGCUAGAUGGGGUGGAGACGGAGGGCGACCAGGAUGCUAGGAUGAAGCGGAAAGAAUUGGUGAGAGAGGUUCAGGGAAUGCUGAACAAGCUUGAUGAGGCGAUGAAAUAA